AGCACUGUGAGCAAGUGUGCAAGGCGGAGAGAGCGAGCGCGAGAGAGAGCGAGCGCGAGAGAGAGAGAAACGGCACUGAUGAUCGACGCCAGGCUGCCACCACUCUGCCGAGGUGAGUGGCUGCAACAAAAGCACAGAAUAACAUCCCGGCUCUCUGCUCUCCUUUUUUCCUCUCCCACUGGCUGCCUGCGUCGUUUGCUAGCUGGCUGUUCUGAACACUCAGAGCCCAGAGGAGAGGACGGAGCGGCUUGCUACAACGCGCCGGGAUCUCUGCAGUAGGCUGAGCGGAUCACAGCGACACACCAGCUCUCCUGGCCAUCAACAAGUUAGAGGCUGGGACAGAGAAUGGAGGGGGACGGUUUGAUCCUCAAUUAACCAAUCGGUCAGACAAUCGCAGUGGCGGAAGAAAAAGGAAAGGAGAACGAAGGAGAAAAAAAAAAAAAAAAAAGAGGAGGAGGGAAACCAGAAGCGUCUGCGUUCAGAGCCAGGGUGGCAAAUCAACAAAUUAAAAAGGAAAAAAAAAACUGAAGGAUUCCGGGGAGAAAGAAAUGCACCACUUUUGGUAAUCUGGGAUUAAAACUACAGAGGGAAAGAGGACUAUUAGAAUCCGACGACAUCAACCCGGGACAUGGAAUUUCUGAUUUUGUUUCAAUUGGGUGGGCUCAAGAGCAUCGUUGCUGCUUCUUCAUUUCAGAAAGAGAACAGCCUGAUUCCUUUUAUGAUUCCAACUCAAAAGGGUUUUUCAUUCCCCCCUCUGGAUUUGUGUUCCAUCUGGCUGCUUUGGGAGACUGCUGCGGAAAAGGACAGUUGAAUGCAGCCUCCGAUGUGCACAAAAGAAUGGGUUUCCAUUCAAGGUGGGCACUGGUGGGACCUGCACCACUGUGCCUGUGUGUGAUCAGCAUGCUGCUGUGCCUCCUGCCCCCUGCGUCCUGCACCACCUGUCCCCAGAAAUGCCGCUGUGAAGACCAGCAGUUCUACUGUGACACACAGGGGCUAGAGGCCCCCCCGGAGGGUGUUGACAGGGGGGCCCUGGGGUUAUCGCUGCGACACAACAGCAUCGCGGAGCUCAGCCCGGACCAGUUCUACGGCUUCUCGCAGCUCACCUGGCUUCACCUGGACCACAACCAGAUCACUACGGUGCAGGAGGACGCCUUCCAGGGGCUCUACAAGCUCAAAGACCUCAACCUGAGCUCCAACCGGAUCACCAAGCUGCCAAACACAACCUUCAUCCACCUCAUCAACCUUCAGAUCCUUGACCUGUCAUUCAACCAGAUGACCGCGCUGGAACCGGAGCUGUUCCAUGGACUCCGCAAGCUGCAGAUCCUCCAUCUGCGCUCCAACUCUCUGCGUACUACCCCCGUCCGGGCCUUCUGGGACUGUCGCAGCCUUGAGUACCUGGGUUUGUCCAACAACCGGCUGCGGAGCAUGGCCCGGAACGGCUUUGCGGGCCUCAUUAAGCUCAGAGAGCUUCACUUGGAACACAACCAGUUGACUAAAAUCAACCUGGCCCACUUCCCCCGCCUGGUGUCUCUGCAAUUCCUCUACCUGCAGUGGAACAAGAUCUCCAACCUGACCUGCGGGAUGGAAUGGACCUGGAACACCCUGGAGAAGCUGGACCUCACGGGGAAUGAGAUCCGGGUCCUGACCCCAGACGUUUUCGAGACGCUGCCCAACCUGAAGAUCCUGCUGCUGGAUAACAAUAAACUCGGCAGCUUGGACCCCUCGGUCCUGGAUAUGUGGGGGUCUCUGAGUACCGUGGGCCUGUCGAGCAACCUCUGGGAAUGUACCAAACGGAUCUGCUCCCUGGCCACUUGGCUGAGCACCUUUAAGGGGAGAUGGGAACAUUCCAUCCUGUGCCACACCCCCGAGUAUGCCCAGGGCGAGGAGAUACUGGAUGCCGUUUACGGAUUUCAGCUUUGUCAGAAUUUCACUGCGCCGCCGCCAGUAGUCUUGCCCACCAGCGCGUCUUCCAUGGCCACGGACGCCUGUUUAGGCACGACUGCAGAGGUCACCAGCUCACAGUUUGGAGUAAUGCAGCAGACACCCACGCAGGACUUCUACGCAGAGGAUUUUGGGAGCUUUACAACUGUGACGAGAACCACCGCCACCACGGCUCGCACCGCCCUGGCAACAACCGCCACCACGGUAGAGGGCGGAGGGGGCGGAGCCAGGGGGGUCACAGAGGACUUCUCGGAGAUAGACAACACAGUCUUAACACAGAGGGUGAUCAUUGGAACCAUGGCCCUUCUGUUCUCCUUCUUUCUCAUCAUUUUCGUUGUGUACAUCUCACGGAAGUGCUGCCCUCCGACCCUGCGCAGGAUACGCCACUGCUCGGCCAUGCAGAACCGCCGGCAGAUGAGGACCCAGCCACGGCAGCAAAUGGCGGACCUGGCCACGCAGGUACCCUAUAAUGAGUAUGAGCCCAGCCACGAGGAGGGGGCACUCGUCAUCAUCAACGGCUAUGGGCAGUGCAAGUGUCAGCAGCUGCCUUACAAAGAGUGUGAAGUAUAAACUUUAUUUAUUCCCCCAGCAGUAGAAACAUAUGGGUUGUUAGUCAUUCUGACCAUUUCAAACGAUACAGGGUUUUUUUUUUUUGUUGCUUUUCCCAGUUUAUAAAAAAAAAAUUAAUAGCAUAAUUUCUACUCGCUAGCUUUGAAAAAUGGAUGAGAUGAGUGGUGUGCGGUGAGUGGGAGAAUUAAUGACUGGUGGGCGGAAUGGACAAUGAAGAGAUGACUAUGACGUAAAUGAUAAUGAUGUAGUAGAGAUUCACACAUUUAUUUUUAUAUGAAUACAAGGUUGUUCAUAUCAAGCUGUGGGCAGUCAUUCUGCACAGGAAACUGUUUAGGAGGCUGUUUCUUAUAUAGUGCCCUAUUCUCUACACAGUGCUCUGGUCCAAAGUAGUGCACUUUGUGGCAAAUAGGGAGCCAUGGGGCGCAUUGCCAGGCUGAGAAUUGUCAACACUUUAAUAUUAGUCACAGUAUUCUGCAACACAGAAAAGAUAUCUUUAGCCAAAAUGUCUGGAGACUGAUCCCCUCGCUAGAGGCACCUACAUGAGACGGUUUUAACGACAGACACCGUGACCAGCAUCAUUUCCAAAUGGAAGUGGUUGUUAUAAAGCGUAAACGGGGAGGGGGGUGGGGUAAGUUUGAUCAUGAAGAAAACUGAGGUGCACGGUAGCCACAUUAGGUCACUAUCACAAUCACAUUUGGUUAAAGAAGUGAUUAAAUGGGGUUUGGUUGUUAAAUGAAAAAAAAAAAGAAAAAAACAUUUUUAUUCACAUUUGUUUUUUUGUUUUUAUUGGAAUUACUAUGAAUAUUGAAUAAAUGUUUAUUUAUAUAAAUGUCACAAUCUGAAUUAAAUCACCAACAGAAAAUUUAAACUGCUAAACAUUACUUGGUUGCCAUUUUCUAAAAAUGUUCAACUCCUCCCUCCCUCUGUCUCGAUUUAAAUAGGACCUUUAAAUUCUGGUCAAUGAACACCUCAUGAUCACCACCUUGUUUCAGGAUUUAAUUUGAUUCAAUAAAGUCCAUUGCCUCCCAUUAAAUGUAAAAGCUUAGCACUGCACGUGGAAAGGUUAAUGUCCAAUAUGCCGCAGCACCCGCAUAGCCAAACCAUCUAGAUGUCUCUCAGAUAGGACUUGAAGUGGAAACAUUUCAGCUCCUAAAUGGAAACUCAUUCACUAUCAUUGCCCAGUGGAUGGAGAAAAGGAGGGGCAGCACAUAUGGCAUUAAGAGAUUCUAAAAAGACCAUUAAAAUACACCAUUGGCAGUACAACGUAGUUUAACUGUGUUCUACUGCAGUUCAUCCAUUAUUUGACAAUUCUGAUAACUACUAGAAAAACAAACUAUAAAAUACACAAAAAAAGCCAAAGGUCUUAAGAGGGUACAGUAGCAGUGUGUAGCCAACUGUCUGAUUAGCAAAGUCGCGAAUGCUGUUUCGCUACUUCGGCAGGCCUAGUUCUGAACCUGGUUGACCACCACACGGCUGAGAACCAGGUACCACAGAUGUGUUUACCGAUGCGAAGCACUAAACACACCAGGGGCCAACACUCACACUAGAAGUUUCUGGCGAGGUAGCAAAGGCUUAUUUCAAACUAGUAAAGAGUGAAAGUAAUGAACAACCAGAAAUCCAUUCUGCUCUGCACAGUCUCCCUGUCAUCCUGAAAAUACAUUUGUCCCAAGAGGAGUGCCAGUCUUGUUAAGAGCUCUACGCAGCACCAGCGACCCUAAUCAGCUCUGACAGCAGCAAGAUUGAACCAAUUAAGGACAGGCAAAAAGAAUCUCAUAUUCUGUCGCCCAAACCAGUGAUCCAGUAAGAAUUCUCUUGCUACUGCUGCUGGUCGGCAACUCAAAAACAGCCUUUAGAAAUAUCGUCCUUCACUCACCACAUCAAACUAGAGCAGUCAUCUUGGUAUACCUCUCUGAGAGUGACUGUCAAACCAGGCUGAAAUUUCCCUUAUUGUCAAAGGGGGUUGAGAUAGAAAGACAAGAAAGCAAAAAAACUGAAACAGGUCAAAAUACAAAUGGAGAGAAAGAGGAUGACGUGUGAACAUUCCUGAGCACAAUAACAUUUUUGUUAAACUGCUGAGAAUCUCCAGAGAGGGCAGAGUCAAAGUGAGGCUGGGGCUCAGUGCCGAGGCAGAGAGGAGUGAGGCUGGGGGCUCAGUGUCGAGGCAGAGAGGAGUGAGGCUGGGGCUUAGUGCCGAGGCAGGGUCAGCACAUAUUGGUAUGCAGCACAGAGAGGAUGUGCAUUAGCAUCAGACUAAAGCUGCAGCUCGCCUCGAUCCCUCAGCUCUUUGUGCUCUGUUUGGACAGUGGGGGGCAGGGAGCAAGAGCGCGAGCGAGCGGGAGGCAGGGGAGGGGGAGAGAACGGGUAGAAGGGUGGGGGAGAUAGAAAUGGAAGAAUGAGGAGGGAGGCAGAGAGGUUAGGAAGGUUACCAGGUUAAUGUCUUGCACCUAAGGCAACGAGCAUCCUUCUGGACAGGUAGUGUUAUUCUACAUGGCCAAGAUGAAGGGGAACGCGAGAAGGGCGGCGCACAUCUCCCACCUAGAGCACACAUCACCUCCUCACAUGGAGCGCUCCAUAUGGGUGAUAGGACACCGUUUAGGACACGGGAACCAAUAUGACAAACAUCCCCAAGGAAGCUGUGACCAGGAACAAAGAAAUGACAGCUAAGGCCAGACGUCACCCUGGCAGGAAAACCCAAUGACUUGCGUUCCGUCCCUCCAAGAGAAAUCUAAAAAUCAACAAACUGAAAUAAUGAAACCGGGGGAGAGAGAGCGCGCAAGAGAUAGAUAAAAAUUUAGUUAAGUAUGACAGCUUAGGAAUUGGCAUGGGCUCAGACUUGCCAUUUGUUGUGCUGCUCGUGGCCAACGUCUAUUAGAAAAUAGGGGGAGUUGUUAUUUAGUCGCCCAUCGAUAAAGCUUGGAGUUUAAGUAAACAGGGGGAGAGUCUUGGACAGGAUAUAGGAUGUGUGCACAGGAAGACUGGCCAGCCAGGGCUCUGCUCGACUCAAGUUAUUGGGGAUGGGAUGUGAGGAGGGCGGCGUGAGGGGAGGAAGAAAGCCCCUAGAGGGCGCUGUAAAGUGCCAUCUGUGUUGAAUAGGCCUUUCUUCUGAGUCAAGCCAACAGAACACAGGCUUUGACUUAGAGCAUCUAAAACGUAUGCAUCCCAAACGGUACCCUAUUCUAGUGUGCUACUUUGGACCCGAGCCCUAUGGGUUUUUGCAGGUCCUUUUUAAUUUUUUUUUUAGAAAAGGUUUUGGAAUAAGAACUUAAGUCAGAAGCGGAAAGUUUUGGUUUUUUUACUACACCAUACCAUGACUUCCCAUUUUGAUGUAAAAAAAUUAAUUACAAAAUAAGAAUCCUACCAAGGCUAAGAACCGCUUAGUUGUCUUUUCCAAAAUGUCUUGCAUGUUCAACAGAAGUCCAAGCUGUCACACAGAUACCAUGUUCAGUGGAGGACAGAAGCCCUAUUUCUAAACAGAAGGCCCUUAUGGAUGGACGGGAGGAAGUCAAGAGCGUAAAUGCUAGCACAUUUAUAGGGGGGAGAAAAAUGUUGGAAAAACCUUUGACAUCCGCACCGUAAAAAUAUUACAUACAGCUUAAGUGAUUUAAUUGACACCACAAUUUGUAGAAAUAUGCACUCCGGCUUUCUGUCAAGUCAGUGUUAUUUGGGUUUUUAUCUUCUUGUCACUCUAAAGCCCUGCUCUCACUCCACCUACAGAUCCAUCUCACGCCACCGCCACCUACCCCUCCCCGGUAACCUCUUUGUGCAAAAUGAAUGCUUUUAUCUUCUUUUUUCCUUUUGUAUUGUAAUAUGUACAAUUUCAUAUCUGUAUAGUGGGUAAGAUGUGGCAAAACUGAAAAAAAAAAAUCUUUUUUUCCCUUAAAACAUAUAUUUUUAAAUAAAAAUGGUUACAAUUAAUUUGUUGGGUCUGAUUUUCCCACCGUCUUAAUGGUUAUGGGGAUCCAUUAGCUCCUGCUCAGGCAGCAAGCACCUCUCCAGUGGUCCCCACAAACACACAGCCCAAUAUAACACUUCACACCACAAUUUUCCUGUGUGGAUAAACACCAUCAAGUACGUAAUUAAAAGCAUGAACAACAAAUAAUAAUAA
Molecule: messenger RNA, 6616 nt
Organism: Esox lucius (northern pike)
Lineage: Eukaryota; Metazoa; Chordata; Actinopteri; Esociformes; Esocidae
Gene: lrrtm2
Product: leucine rich repeat transmembrane neuronal 2
Exons: 2
Coding region: 838-2511 (557 amino acids)
Molecular function (GO): protein binding
Source: RefSeq, a predicted model, not a curated record